UUGAAACUUUACACAUGUACUUAGGGUUAUAAUUUGAAGGUCAUAAUUGUAUGUCACUGACCAAGUUCCAUAACUCUAUCUUGCAUAAAGGCUGAUUCAUAUCCCCUUUUCUACUUAAUCUCUUGGUUAAUGUUUACAUGCAAGUUUUACAUAUCUCAAUAACUAUUAAAGAUAUUUAUUUAAAACUUCACAUAUGCAUUAAGGGUCAGAAUUGUAGGUCACUGACAAAGAUCCAUAAUUCUAUCUUGCAUUUAGGCUGAUUUUUCUUCCUUUUUUCAACUUAAAAAAUUCAUGGUAAAGUUUUGCUUGUAAGCUGUUAUCUCCAUAACUACGGAAGGGUUUGUGCCUUUUUUAGGACAAUUUUAUGCAUUUGUAAUAAUAAAGCAGUGAUUUACUUGAUAAAACAUCUUAAUAACAAGCCUUUGUACCUUUUCUGUCAAUUUUAUAUAUUCAUAGGUAAUUCGUAUCAUUAUACGCAAUAAAGCACCCUUGUGACAUUACCUUCCAAAUAGUCAAGCCAAUACUGUAUAAUUAGACUCUCUCUAAGACCUAUAACAUGAAUUUAUAAAAAAAAAUAGCCUUUUUGUGAACUUAAAAAAUUUAACAUUAUCAAGGCUCUUUUACUAUCAAGCAAUUAGAAUAGUCGAGCGUGCUGUCCUACCGACAGCUCUUGUUAUAUAGAUAAUGAAUGUUGAAAUUUGACAUCUUUGUGUGAAAGAGUCGUAACUCCUUCUUUAUUUAGUAUGAGUUACAACCCUUUCACACCAAGCCCUUGGUUUGUUUGAGCUUUUAAUUAUUGAAUGGAAAAUUUUUUCUUCUUUGUUAGUUACAAAAAUAUAUCCGAACCUGAAGAUAGGCUAGAUGUUGAUGAAAUAUUUUUAUAUUCUUACAAGGAACCAUAUUUCUGGGACUACUCCUAUAUGAAUAUAACAGAACCAGCAGGAGACCUAUACCUCACUCCAGUUACACCCAGGCCCUACAUGUUCCCUGAAACCGAUGAGGUAUUCUGCGACUCCCCAGGCGCUGCUGUUUCACCAGAUUUCAUCCCCUACACAUGUCCUCCGGCAGGCUGUUUCUAUUACCUUGCUACAGAAGAGGCCGACAGUGUAUUCCAUCCUAACUGUUACUCCCCAGGCUGUGAAUCCCCAAGAUUACCCCUUAGGAAUAUGCAAUGCUGGUAGGUCUUCUAUACAUUUUUUUGUAAUUAUACCCCCGCACAACAAAGUUGUAAGGGGGGUAUACUGGAAUCAGCUUGUCCAGCUGUCCGUCGGUUUUUCUUGUCCGCCCAAUAACUUAAGAUUUCUUUGACCCUAAGUCUUCAUAUUUGGCAUGGAGGUUAGUCAUGAUUAGUAGAUGACCCCUUUUGAUUUUGAGGUCACUAGGUCAAGGUCACAGGGGCCUUGACUUCAAAAAGCGUGUCCGCCCAAUAACUUAAGAUUCCUUUGAUCUACAGUCGUCUUAUUUGGCAUGGAGGUUAGUCAUGAUAAGUAGAUGACCCCUAUUGAUUUUGAGGUCACCAGGUCAUAGGUCAAGGUCACAGGGGCCUUGACUUCAAAAAGCUUGUCCGCCCAAUAACUUAAGAUUCCUUUGACCCAUAGUCUUCAUAUUUGGCAUGGAGGUUAGUCAUGAUUAGUAGAUGACCCCUAUUGACUUUCAGGUCACCAGGUCAAAGGUCAAGGUCAUAGGGGCCUCGACUUCAAAAAGCUUGUCAGCCCAAUAACUUAAGAUUCCUUUUACCCAUUGUCUUCAUAUUUGGCAUUGACAUUAGUCAUGAAUAGUAGAUGACCCCUAUUGACUUUGAGGUCACAAGGUUAAAGGUCAAGGUUUCAGGGGCCUUGACUUCAAAAAGCUUGUCUGCCCAAUAACUUAAGAUUCCUUUGACCCACAGUCUUCAUAUUUGGCAUGGAGGUUAGUCAUAAUUAGGAAAUGAGCCCUACUGACUUUGAGGUCAAAGGUCAAGUUCACAUGGGCCUUGACUUCAAAAAGCUUGUCCACCCAAUAACUUAAGGUUCCUUUGACCCACUUCUUCAUAUUUGGCAUGGAUGUUGAUCAUGACUAUAAGGUGACCCUUAUUGAUUUUAAGGUCACUGGGUCAAAGGUCAAGGUCACAGGACCUUGACAAAAAAAACCCACUUUUCUUCUCAAUUGCUAAAGAAUGUCCUGUCCGCAAUGUAUUGAUUUUGACAUUUUCACAUUUGAAGCAUGUAGAAUACAUAACUUAGCAAUGCACUGGCUUAGUAACCUGAGAUUUAGCAGGGAGGUUGUCCUUGAGCUCUAAAUGGCCACUGUUGAUUCUGACAACGUGGUAUGCUGGGGUAUUCACACCAUUAUAGUGGCAGUUCUAGUUUAAGUUAGCUCCCUUUGAUAAUAUCACACCAUUUUCAUUUAAAAAGGUAAUAUGAGUUGUUUCCCAUUUAAGCAACACUAUAUAAAUAUAUCUUGUGAGAUCAUUAAAUUUUGUUCAGUAUUAUCUUUAAUUAUUGUAUCACCAUUAGCAACUUGCCUGUUCAUUUGAAGAAGCUCUCAUUCUUGUUACAUUAAGUGCUCAUCAAUCUUAUUACAGUUCUUUACAUGUAUCAGAUAUGAUAUUUUGAAAUGUAUCCUUUAGUCUAUAUAGAAUUUAUUUUAGUUUGUGUAACAAUCUAAAAGCUUGUAAACUCACUCUGAAACCUCUUCCUGGAACCAACCAGUACUGAGAAAUUAUAGUCUUAAGUUUCUGAGCUCAAAGAAACAAAGGCUUGCUCCUCAGACUGGGUUUGAACCCAUGUGUCUAGUAGCCAUCCUUAGAUGACUAGUCAUAGCAAUAACAACUUGACAUGCUACCACUAAAAUGUAUGAUAUGAUGAUGGUAUACAGGAUAUGCUCAAGAGGAGCCCCUUUUAUGAUAUUGCAUUUAAGAUAACUUACAUAACACUAUAUGAAUAUUUAAAAAAUAUUUGAGUAAGCUCCCUUUGAUAAUAUUACUUCAUGUAAGAUAAUAGGAGUAGUCUCCCUUUGAUACAAAAUGAACAUUUUUCUUUUCUCUUGACAUCAUGUCACUGAUAUUCUAAUGGUCUUUUUGUCUUUAUUUAAAAAAACUGAUUUUUUUUAUUUGAACUUCAGGUUGU
Molecule: messenger RNA, 3107 nt
Organism: Ruditapes philippinarum (Manila clam)
Lineage: Eukaryota; Metazoa; Mollusca; Bivalvia; Venerida; Veneridae
Exons: 3
Coding region: 801-1181 (126 amino acids)
Source: RefSeq, a predicted model, not a curated record